UGUAGAAUUAGACCUUCGCUGCUCCUGUUUUUGUUACACACGAUGCCGACUAGACUGCUCCUACUUCUCUGUCUGUCUGGACACGUAUUUACAAAAGAACCACCUGAAGUGGACUGUUGGGUGAUUCAUCUGAAACAUGUCAACUGUUCCUGGAAUAAGCAAGGGACCCCAGAUGUCAAUUACACCUUCUACAGUUGGUUCAAGAGUGACAAAGAAAAGAACUGCACCACCUAUGUGUCCGAGAACAGCACAAACACUGGAUGUAUCCAACCCUACGACGAGCUGUUAACCAGAAGGUUCCACACGUUCCAGACCAGACUGUCACAUGGCAACAAGACUUUCGAGAAGGAGCAUGAUCUGAAACAAAAAGUGCUGUUAUAUGCACCAAUCAACCUGACUGUCAAGAAUGACUCGGACUCGAACCUGUGGUUUUACUGGAACCAGACUGAUGCGCAUUGUGUGGCGAGUGAAGUUCGCUUCAGGGUCAACGACAAGACUUGGGAGACUUCUCUGGUCAGUAUUGGGACUCAGAAAUACUGCAUCAAUCUGCCUUCCAGCAGUUCCAGGUAUGAGCUGCAGGUGAAGAGCAGAAUGGGGAUAGACUGCGGAGAGUCAUUUAACUGGAGUAGCUGGAGUGAGCCUGCUGUCUGGGGAUCCAACAACAGCACAGACACCAAUGUGUCUGUGUCUGCGUGGACCCCACUGCUUUAUGUGGUCGCUGCUGUUAUUCUCAUCCUGUUCGUCAUGAUGAUCCUGCCCAAUGAAAGGCUCCGAAUCAUCCCAAUCCCUGUAGUUCUAAAGCCAUCCCUGCCCCUUUAUGACAUUGAGGAUUGGCUUCAGUUCUCCAAAGGCAUGAAGGGGAAUUUGAGCUACAACGAGCAGGCCUGUCCUGUCCGGGAGUACUGCCACGUCUCUGAGUCCGACAGCGACAGCUCUGAUGGCUCCACCUGCUCCGUCACCACCGACCAAACCGAUUGCUCCGUCUCCAUCGCUGUGAACAAUGCAGACGACAUUUCCACCUCCGCAGGUCUUCUCUCCUCUCAGGAGGAGGAGCAGGUCUCGGUAAGUAGACCUACGCUGAUCCUGUUUCACACAAUGCCGACUAGACUGCUCCUACUUCUGUUUCUGUCUGGACACGUAUUUUCCAAAGAACCACCAGAUGUGGACUGUUGGGUGAUUCAUCUGAAACAUAUCAACUGUUCCUGGAAUAAACAAGGGACCCCAGAUGUCAAUUACACCUUCUACAGCUGGUUCCAGAGUGACGGAAAGAACUGCACCACCUAUGUGUCCGAGAACAGCACGAACACUGGAUGUAUCCAACCCUACGACGAGCUGAUAACCAGAAGGUUCCACACGUUUCAAACCAGACUGUCACACGGCAACACGACUUUCGUGAAGACGCAUCAACUGAAACAAAAAGUGCUGUUAUAUGCACCAAUCAACCUGACUGUCAAGAAUGGCUCGGACUCGAACCUGUGGUUUUACUGGAACCAGACUGCUGCGCAUUGUGUGGCGAGUGAAGUUCGCUUCAGGGUCAACGACAAGACUUGGGAGACUUCUCUGGUCAGUAUUGGGACUCAGAAAUACUGCAUCAAUCUGCCUUCCAGCAGUUCUAGGUAUGAGCUGCAGGUGAAGAGCAGAAUGGGGAAAGACUGCGGAGAGUCAUUUAACUGGAGUAGCUGGAGUGAGCCUGCUGUCUGGGGAUCCAACAACAGCACAGACACCAAUGUGUCUGUGUCUGUGUGGACUCCACUGCUUUAUGUGGUCGCUGCUGUUAUUCUCAUCCUGUUUGUCAUGAUGAUCCUGCCCAAUGAAAGGCUCCGAAUCAUCCCAAUCCCUGUAGUUCCAAAGCCAUCCCUGCUCCUUAUCGACAUUGAGGAUUGGCGUCAAUUCUCCAAAGGCAUGAAGGGGAAUUCGAGCUACAACGAGCAGGCCUGUCCUGUCCGGGAGUACUGCCACGUCUCUGAGUCCGACAGCGACAGCUCUGAUGGCUCCACCUGCUCCGUCACCACCGACCAAACUGAUUGCUCCGUCUCCAUCGCUGUGAACAAUGCAGACGACAUUUCCACCUCCGCAGGUCUUCUCUCCUCUCAGGAGGAGGAGCAGGUCUCGGUGUAGAAGGCCUCUCAGUCAGGGUUUGUCGUGACUUUUCUAUCAGGAAAAAUAAUACAUGAUGUAUGCUCUUUAAAUUAUCUUUGUCAGAUGAUAUCAUAGUAUAUUGAGACAUUUAAAGGCAAACAAUUAAAUCAAAAUUAUUAGUGUGUAGGCUUGCUAACCACAAGAGGCCAAAACCCAGCUUCACUUUUUUUUAAUGUAACUUUGCCAGGAGAGGAAUUGGUCUUAAAAAGAAGCUGAAAGAAAAGUACUAAAGAUUAAAAAUCUAUAUAAUCAAAGCAGGACUUCAUUCUUCGCGACACUUAUCGUUUAAUAACAUGGUAAAACCAAUGAACUCUAUUUUUUCUUUAUAUGCAUCUUUGAAGUUAGAUAAUCUGUGGAUGUUUCAUGAUAGAUUCAGUGAAAUAUAUGUACACUUUUCAUAUUUUUAACAUUUGUAAGUCAAUGGAACAAAAUGUAUACCCGGGUAUCUCUGCUGUGUUCGAAAUAUGUUAUCUGCUCUAUACACUCUGUCACCCAGUAUUAAAUAUUUUGGAUCUUAUUUUUGAUAUUAUUCCAGUGGUUGACUGAAUGUUCAUUUCAGUCUAUGAGAGAAUGUUCAAGAUACAUUUCUGUUUGCUUUGUAACAUAUAGUUUUAGUUUUCAUGCAGUUGACAAAAUAUAUUAUCCAAAAUAUAUCUUUUACAAAAUACCCUAUAGGCAAUGUAGAUUACGUAUGUUAUUUACUAUGAGCAAAAAUCAGAUAAAUUAUAGAAAAUAGAUGAGAUAAACACAAAAAAACAAAAUUUUCUGUUAACUCACUUAUUACAUAUUACUGAAGUCUAAUAAGGCACCCGAGAAAUGUUUUUUGAGGAAACGUAUCAACUCUUUGAGAUAAUUGUCGGAAAUAAUUCACACAUAGAACUUUGAUAUUGGCAAAUCUAUCAAAUCAGUUUGGCUGCUGUCCCAAACAUUACACUUGUUUAGUCUUUUUAGUCUCAUAGAAAAUUAUCUAUGCUGUAAAUGCUUAUUAACAUCACAUACAAUUUGAUUGAUUGUUAACUAUUGUGCCUUAAUAAGAUGUGUAAACCCCAUGAUGAAAGUGACAAAACAUCGCAAUAUCCAAAGGCUCAUGUUAAAAUCAGACAGCAUCAUUUUCUUAACAUAAUAUACCUUAUAACUUUGAAUGUUACUUAUUUUAAUAUCUUUAAAUCUACUUCAUAAAAAUAGGCUGGACCUUGUUGUUGGAACCUAUUGUAUUUUUAAUGUUCAUUUAUGAUGUGACUUACCGAUGUUUGGGUACUGUUAAGUUUUCAGGCCAAUUUGGUCUUAAUUAGUUAAGUGAGCCUAUAUAAACAGUGAAUCGUCAUGAUUGACAGCUGAGACUGAAGUCGCGAUUGGUCGAGCCAUGUUUUGAAAUCUUUGAAUGUACUUUUUUUUAAUUUUCGUUGUUGGAGCCUCUUUAUAUUGUUAUCGUUUAUUUACAGUGGGACUUAGCUGUAAACUCCCACAUGAAUCGUUUUGCUUCUACUGGUUGAACGUUGUUGUUUGAGCCUCUUUGUAUUGUUAUCGUUUAUUUACUUAGCUGUAAACUCCCACUUGUAUCUGUUGUUCUUUCUAAAUAAAUAUGACGUGAUAACAA
Molecule: messenger RNA, 3736 nt
Organism: Platichthys flesus (European flounder)
Lineage: Eukaryota; Metazoa; Chordata; Actinopteri; Pleuronectiformes; Pleuronectidae
Exons: 16
Coding region: 43-2118 (691 amino acids)
Biological process (GO): cytokine-mediated signaling pathway
Cellular component (GO): external side of plasma membrane
Molecular function (GO): cytokine receptor activity; protein binding
Source: RefSeq, a predicted model, not a curated record